Messenger RNA from Ceutorhynchus assimilis (cabbage seed weevil), 1977 nucleotides. The record is from the annotation of a GenBank genome assembly. Lineage: Eukaryota; Metazoa; Arthropoda; Insecta; Coleoptera; Curculionidae.
AGAAAACGUGGCAUUUUUGAGUGACUGUCUAAAAUUCGAAGCUUACCCGGUGCUUACCCGUUGCCUCUCAUGUUAUGUCCAACGACGACCGUCUGAACGAGGCCCUCAAAAAUGUUGCAAUACAUGCAGACCCUACAUGGAAAUAUAGAGAUUAUGAUCCACUCCAGCAGACCAAUAUGAACCUUCACCUCACCGCCCGGCACCUCAAUGUGCAAUACAGUAAAUGGACAAAACUGGUUCCCAGAACCGUAAGAGACUCAAUUCCUCAAAGUAAACUCGCCAAGUACGGCAAUUAUGAGUACGACGAAGCACGAGAAAUGUCGUACACCUCUAGCGUAAACAAAUACGAUAGAUUGAACGACACUUUCGAUAAAGAUGACGCAGAUGAACCGUGGAUGAUGGAAGAAAUUGAUGAUUUAGUAGCUAGUUAUUUGAGUUAUAAUAGUAGCGCAGAAAGUAUUUGUUAUAAGAAUAAGCACAGAAAACUGCCAUGUUCGAAGAAUUUGUGUGAAAAAUCGUUUCAGUCGCCUUUUUUGGAAGCUACUAGUUUUGAUGAAAUGGUUUUGAAACUACAUAUAACUUCUCCCUACAUAAAGAAGUUAUGGGAACCUUUCUACUAUCCUCAAUACCAACCGAAAUAUGUUACCCAAUCAAAAUCAAAAAAACUAAUUUUGUUUAGCUCAACAGCCUGUCGUUUGUUUUCCUCGGUAGAAACGGAAAUUGAAAAUAGUGAUUGGCUUGAAGAAAUCACUGCUGACAAGGAAGGAAGCAUUUCUAUGGACCUGAUUGAGCAAUUCAAUAUAUCUGAGUCAGUUUUUUUCAAAAACCAUUCUCAACCGUCAAUAUCGUCACCUCCAAAAGACGACAGUCCCAGCAAACGUUCAUAUUCAGCAGUGCUACAAGGAGGCCCAAUUAAUCAACAACCACAAAAUGACGUUGCAACGUGUUCGACUAGUUACGCGUUCCCGCCAUUGAAGGCUGCAAAGAACAUAGAAAAAAUAUGUGAAUGGCCGUAUUUGAACGAUAAAAACUUAGAAUUGGCGAAAAGAAACGAAGUGCUUAUGGAAACACUAACCAACAAACAACACAAAAGUACUAGUGCUAAUAUCCCUGCAACGACUAAUACAUUAGAAAUUCAACGACCUAAAACUACGACAACUUUCCCUAUGAGUUAUCCUAAUUACCAAUAUUUAACUCGUCAACAACAAGCAAAUUUUAUCAAUCCUCGUUUAUAUUCUACAAACUACAUCAGUAACACUAAUGUACUAAAUUUUAGGCAAACCAGCUAUUAUCCUUUGUUGCUGCAUAAUGCUGCAGUUCCUUAUCAGCAACCAUUCAGACCUCAUUACAGACAAAAUGUAAUAUAUCCACAAAUAAGACCUCAAUUGCUGUUACCGAAUCAAAACCUACUUCUACAGCCAAAACAGACAAUACAUAUUUUACCAAGACCUCCUGUUGCCUCGCCUAGCUACAAUAAUUUUAGGAACACUUCUCGAUAUAAUCUCAGACCAAUUACGCCAAAUAAUAAAUUACCGAUGAAAGACGAAAAACUUUUUAUGCCUCACAUAGAAAGUAUUGUAACUAAAACGGUAAAUGCUGUAUUAGAAGAACCAGAACCUUUAUUGCCGCUAACUGAAACAUCUUCGGACGAAUUGGAACGACAAGCGUUGGAACAAUACAUUCCAUCUAGUACUGAUUUGUUCGACGAGUUGGAACGGCAAGCGAUUGAAGAAUACGAUGAAGACGAAACGUCGGAAAACUGGAACAGCCCCCCGAAAUAUCCUAACAUCGCUUUCGGGGGGUGCACUAGAGUUAAGUUGUUUAGUGUUAGUUGCCUAAAGAAGGUGCUGGGGUUUCUCUAUUUUAAUUGAAUAUAAAAGCUGAUGUCAAGUAUAAUUUAAGAAAAAUUUUUGCCCAUAAAAAAAUUCAACAAACGAUGUUCUUGUAUGUUUAAAAAUAUUAAAUUUUUAUUGCUAU